AUGGAAGAGGACAACGAAGACAGUCAUUUUCGAAUUCUCGUCAAUGGCAACAUGGUCAAGUACAUCACCAUUGAACCGGGCUUAUACACCGAAGAAGACAUGUGUUUCUCCCCCAUGCUCAUGCUGAUACUCCCACCGUUCCCGCCUGGCGACUGGAAUGAAGCCUCGGUAACACGGGAUCCGGAAACCAGCCUCAUUUCUUUCACGAACGUUGUGCAUCGGCCGCUGGUCGGCGUGACAUCGAUCUGGCAUCCGAACAAGGUGGACUACUUCGACCUCCGACUCGGCCGGAAGUGGAAGUCUGCAGUGUAUGAAGCAGAGGUACUCGUUAAGGACGGCAACUCGAUUGAAUGUUUUGCCAAAUAUGCCAGAUUCGAAUUGGAAAUCACAGCGAUUAAUUACGAAACUGCCGCGUAUGAAUGUCUCGACGGAGAAGGAAUUGGUCCCGCUUUUCUAGGACAUUUGACCGAACAUGGCAGAGUGAUUGGUUUUCUCAUCGAGAAAAUCCCCAAUGCGAGACAUGCGGGCCCAGAGGAUCUGGAAUUAUGUCAGAAGGCGCUUGCGAAAUUACACAGUCUGAGCAUUAAACAUGGCGAUACGAAUAAACAUAACUUUCUCAUCAGUGAGGGACGCGCGAUCAUCAUAGACUUUGACUGUGCCGAGAAGUGCUCGGAUCGGGAUGAAUUGGAGAGGGAACAGCAGGGCUUGGUGGCACAGCUGAAUGAUACUUCGGGUCGAGGUGGCUGGAUACCUGGUUCUUAUGCAAAUUGAAUCAUGAACCAUCAACCCAGAAAUUCAGCAGGAUGAGGAGAAAGCGAAGAAGAAAGCGGAGAAGGAGAAGAAGUGAACGUCAGAUCAAACAGCUGCAGACGUCACAUCCAGAGCAUCGCUGUCAUCAGUAGUAUUCAAGACUGUACGAAAGUGAAGCUCCAUUUGCUUGUCGUACUCAGCCUUAUCGCGAACUUUCUGCAUCACGUCCUUCUCCGAAUCUAACGACCAGAAUGCGGACAUGGUUUUCGCCCAGCUUCUCUCUUCGUCCACUGAGAGGUCCACACCGAAUUUCUUAUAAAUGUGAUCCUCUAAGCAGCAGGGCAUCCCGUUGACCGAUGUCAGGCAGCGGUAGAACCAACACGAGUCCGUAUCCCAAGCUUCUUGUAUCGACUUGGCAAGUGAAAUAGUACUCCCAGUGCGACCUUCCUCCUCGCGGAGAUGGUCCAAGAAGGCGUUGUGCAUGAUGCGAAAAGCGUGCAUGUGCUUACAAACCUCAUCGAUGGCAUCCACUUUGAGCCAAUAAGGUACAGUCAUCAUGCUCGGAGGCAAGGCGCAGAUGAAUUCGAAGUCGAUAAGCGCCACGAUGUUCCACUGGUCAUCCACGAAGAUGUUGCUCGGGUGAAAAUCUGUAAACUGUAGUACAAAUGGCCCUUCGGAUUGGCUGUCGAUGAAGUGAUGUUUCAAGAGUCGCAGUAAAACCAUGUGAAGCAUCUGGAGACGGCAAUCCUCUUCAUCAUGGACAGCGUUCGGUUGAGCACGGAAAGCUUCGUCGCGGAAUUGAAUCAUGUCAUCGAUGAAACUCCCCAGUGUCGUGUAUGUCCUGUUCACAGUGCGGGGUGCACCUUCGCUCUCCAGGAUGGUGUUAGUACAGAGGAUAGGGCGAUUGGAGAGAGUGGUAGAGCCAUCGUCGUUGAAUCGAAGCGAGCCGAUAUGGGACUGUGUCUGUCGGGCAAGGGAGAGCAUCACUCGACUGAUGCCUCGAAACAGAUUCUGCAUCCUGACAGUGUCCGUCUCCGGAAGUUCGGGCAAGGUCUCUGAUAGCAUUCGCCCUAUUUGUCUGUCGAUGUAGUCUAGCAAUAGAUAUGGACGAUGGAACUCCAUAUUAGUAGGAUCUCGAAAAUGGCCCGGCUCGGAUCGGUGAUGGGUAAACUGUAGCUUCUUAGCAUAGGCAUAUACUAAGAAUCGAUAUGCGCGUCUGCUGGAAGGAACAGGGCCCGGACUAAAAGUACCUGCAAAUCAGUGCAAAACCCGAAUGCGUGUAAUUGGGGAAUUGGUAUUUCGGGGCAGUUCUUUUCUAUCCAGACAUAAGCCGCAACUUCAGCCCUAAUUUUCUCCUCUACAGCGCCAGAAAAGUUUUGUUCCCCCACCUUAUGGGGCAUCGGACAUCGAAAGAUUUUCCUACGCGUCUCGCCAUCGCCGUCCUGCACAUUGAUGAGGACGCAUAUAUUGAAUUGGCCUUUCAACCACGAGUCCAUGGGUUGAACAGUGCAAAUGGCUGAUGAACCAGAUAGUCCAAGAUGGUGUGCUGCAAUUGCUUCGAUGGCUUUUCUGUCAUGCCAUAGAUCUUGGUAUAGUUGCUUCGUAGCCUGAGAUUGAUGGAACUUGGCGAGAAGGUUGCG
Molecule: messenger RNA, 2390 nt
Organism: Sphaerulina musiva SO2202
Lineage: Eukaryota; Fungi; Ascomycota; Dothideomycetes; Mycosphaerellales; Mycosphaerellaceae
Exons: 1
Coding region: 1-771 (256 amino acids)
Source: RefSeq, a predicted model, not a curated record